Molecule: messenger RNA, 1968 nt
Organism: Arabidopsis lyrata subsp. lyrata
Lineage: Eukaryota; Viridiplantae; Streptophyta; Magnoliopsida; Brassicales; Brassicaceae
Product: transcription factor TCP14
Exons: 1
Coding region: 212-1684 (490 amino acids)
Cellular component (GO): nucleus
Molecular function (GO): DNA-binding transcription factor activity; sequence-specific DNA binding
Source: RefSeq, a predicted model, not a curated record
AUAAUUCUCACUCAUGAUCUUUGUUUCUUUAAGCUUUUCUUCCCCAUUGUCUCUCUCUUUCUUAUCCUCUCCUUCUCACUCAAUUCCUUCAAACAUCUCUUUUCUUAAAAAUUUUCCCUUCUUGUCAAAAAUAAAAAAAAUCACAUAUAAAUAAAAACCAAAACCCUAAUUUAUAAAAACAUAUAAAAUAGUUAUAGCUCCCCACUUAUAUAUGCAAAAGCCAACAUCAAGUAUCUUAAAUGUCAUAAUGGACGGUGGAGACAGCGUCGGAGGAGGAGGAGGAGGAGGAGACGAUCACCACCGUCACCUCCACCAUCACCACCGCCCUACUUUCCCUUUCCAACUCCUCGGAAAACACGACCCCGACGACAACCAUCAACAACAACAACAACCUUCCCCUUCCUCCUCCUCCUCUCUCUUUUCUCUCCAUCAACACCAACAAUUAUCUCAAUCACAACCACAACCGCAAUCGCAGCAAAAGCCACAACCGCAGACAACGCAAAAAGAGUUGUUACAAACGCAAGAGGAAUCAGCAGCGGUGGUGGCAGCUAAAAAGCCGCCGUUGAAACGAGCGUCGACUAAAGACCGACACACAAAAGUAGACGGAAGAGGAAGGAGGAUAAGGAUGCCGGCGUUAUGUGCAGCUAGGGUUUUUCAGCUAACGAGAGAGCUCGGUCAUAAAUCCGACGGUGAGACAAUAGAGUGGCUUCUUCAACAAGCUGAACCAUCAGUAAUCGCCGCAACCGGAACUGGAACAAUCCCGGCGAAUUUCACUUCUUUAAACAUCUCUCUCCGUUCUUCAGGCUCUUCUAUGUCUCUUCCUUCUCAUUUCCGCUCCGCCGCUUCAACUUUUAGCCCUAAUAACAUGUUUUCUCCGGCGAUGCUUCAACAACAACAACAACGAGGUGGUGGUGGGUUUCACCAUCCUCAUCUACAGGGACGUGCAACGACGUCGUCUUUGUUUCCUGGUAUUGAUAACUUCACACCAACGACGUCGUUUUUGAACUUCCAUAAUCCGACAAAGCAAGAAGGAGAUCAAGAUUCAGAAGAGUUAAACUCUGAGAAGAAAAGAAGACUCCAAACGACGUCGGAUUUGCAUCAACAACACCAACAUGAUCAAAUCGGAGGAUACACUCUUCAAUCUAGCAACAGUGGAUCUACCGCCACCGCCGCUCAGCAAAUACCGGGAAAUUUCUGGAUGGUUGCGGCGGGUGGUGGUGGUAAUAACAACCAAACAGGUGGUCUUAUGACAGCUUCUAUUGGUACCGGUGGAGGCGGCAGCGGCGGUGGUGAGCCUGUUUGGACGUUUCCUUCCAUUAACACUGCGGCGGCAGCGUUAUACAGAAGUGGCGUUUCGGGCGUUUCAGGCGGCGCAGUUUCGAGCGGUUUACAUUUUAUGAAUUUCGCAGCUCCAAUGGCAUUUCUUAUGGGACAACAACAGCUAGCAACAACUAGUAAUCAUGAGAUUAAUGAAGAUAAUAAUAAUAAUGAAGGAGGAGGAGGAGGAGGAAGAAGUGACGGUGGUGGUGAUCAUCAUAAUACACAGAGACAUCAUCAUCAUCAUCAACAACAACAUCAUCAUAAUAUUCUCUCCGGUAUAAAUCAGUACGGACGGCAAGUUUCCGGUGAAUCUCAAGCUAGUGGAUCACUUGGAGGUGGUGAUGAGGAGGAUCCGCAAGAUUAGACACACACAAAAAAACAAUUUUACGGUGGGAUUUUCUGCCGGCGGCGGUGGCGGUGACGGCGUUCGGCGGCUGUGUUAUACUUUUGUUUUCGCCGUUAAUUUUUUAUUUUCUGUAGUAAGUAAAAAACAAAACACGUGAGAUUUUUUUUUAGUUUUGAUUUUUUUUUUUGUUUACUUUGAUUUAAAUUUGAUUUUUCUUGUGAGUGAGUGAUUAAAUAGUACACGAGAUUUUUUAUGUCAGGUUUUUUGGAUUUUGAGGAGAAUAUGACACUUUUUUAUCAUUA